AUGAUGCUUCGCAAAUCAAUUCAAGCGUUGAGAGCGCUCUCCACCAAUUCGACGAAAGUCUUGGCAAUUGAAACAAGUUGCGACGACACCGCCGUCGCGAUUGUUUCAAAAGAAAAGAACAUAUUGGCGUCGAAGAAGUUUACAAAUCGCCAAAUUCAAACGAAACUCGGUGGAAUUUGUCCAAGCGUUUGCGCGCAACAACAUCGUGAAAUGCUUCCAAAACUGUUAUCCGAAUGCGUUGAGGAAUCUGGCGUUCAUAUUAGGGAGCUCGCCGCGGUCGCCGUCACCGUGACACCCGGUCUUGUGAUUGCACUUAAAGAAGGCAUUCAUACAGCAAUUAGUCUUGCCAAAUCAAUGGGAGUCCCUUUGAUACCUGUACACCAUAUGCGAGCUCAUGCUCUUUCCAUUCUACUCUCCACAGAUCGCGUGAAGUUCCCGUAUUGCACUUUACUGAUCUCCGGUGGACACGCAUUAAUCUGUGAGGUGAAAUCUCCGGAUGAUUUUGUCUUAUACGGAAUGAGCGUGUCGGGAAGUCCUGGUGAAUGCAUUGAUAAAGUUGCGAGAGAGCUUGAUAUAGAGAAUGCUCAUUCGCACGCUGGAGCUGCUGUUGAAAUGCUCGCAAAACGCGCUUCUGAAAAUGGUCAUUUGCGCUAUAGCUCAGUGCUUCCGAGCACUUCUGGCGCCGACAUGAAUUUCUCACAACUAAAAUCGACAUAUCUGAAUCUUGCGGCGAAACAUAAGAAUUCUCCGGACUUUUGCCGAGAAGACUUUUGCGCCAGCCUUCAACAUUCGGUGGCACGCCAUCUAACCAGUAAAUUGCAUUCGUUUCUCGAUUGGUAUACGGAAAACGAGAGCAAUCGCUCAAAAACGCUUGUAAUUGGCGGGGGUGUUGCGGCGAAUGCUUAUAUCGCUAAUGGCAUAACGAAGCUGGCCGACGCCUAUGAGAUGGAAACAUUUCAAGUGCCUCUUGAGUUGUGCUCGGAUAAUGCGGAAAUGAUCGGAUAUACGGCGAUAUUGAUGCUUGAGAACAAAUCGCCUGCUGUUAUUCACCAUGAUCAAAUACCUGACAACAUUUAUGCGCAUGCUAGAAGUGAUAUAGGAGUCGAUCAUCGCUGGAAAAUUCCGGCAAAGCCGCGACGCCGUUUGGCGGUGUCCACAAUUCACGGUAAUCAAUCAAUUCGUUUCCACAAGGAUUAUAAACGCAUGGAAAACGCCGAGAGCCAAACGUUGUAA
This is a messenger RNA of Caenorhabditis bovis, 1233 nucleotides long. The record is from the annotation of a GenBank genome assembly. NCBI's taxonomy places the organism in Eukaryota, Metazoa, Nematoda, Chromadorea, Rhabditida, Rhabditidae.